AUGGUGUUUAUAGUUGAACCAAAUGACCACAGAUGGCGUUAUAGAAAAAAUUCACGAAAAUCGAAAAAAUCCCUGCAAACCUCUAAUAUUGGUGUAAAAUUGAGUUCACAAUUUGCCGUACAAUCAGCGUGCGAAACAAUUACAAUUGGUUCACACGAUUAUGAAGCUAUUCCCGUUUUUAAACAAAAAGCCAGCGGGAGAAGAAACAUAGAAGAAGAUUUGAGACUUUUUGAAAAAUUUGCCAAAAAUUCAAAAACAAAAACUAUUGGUCCUGGUUCCUAUGAAAUUAGUCAAUGGCCGGAAAUUAUUAUAAAUAAAACUGGAACGAGUGUGAAAAAAAAUUUUGGUUUUGGAACAACGUCUCGAUUUUUGAGGACUACUAAAUUUUCCACACCUGGUCCUGGUUAUGUUGGUAUAAAUCACAAUCCUUAUUAUUUAAUCGAAAAUAAAAAAAGACAGGGACUUUCUACUCGACCAACUUUUGAAUUUGAUGGAUUGGCCCCUAGAAUUCCAAAAAUAAAAUCCGUUUCCUUGGCGCCUAAUAGAUAUAAAAUUAACUAUCCGGAUUCUUUGGAUAAUUUUAUAAGGAAACAAACUGGAAAACGAGGACCCUACGAUUUAUUUACAGGACCUAGGGAUUAUUCAUCAGUGAAGGGAUAUUUCACAGCGCCAGAAAUUUUCCAAAAUUCCACUUGGCCUAAAAAAUUGCCCGGCGAAAUUGAAAAAUUAUUACACAAGUCAAAUAACUUUAAAGGAAUUUUCGGAAAAUCUUCACGUUUUCCAAAAUUAGAAACAAUUGCUCCAGGACCGGGACACUAUAAUUUGGAAAAAUCGAGAAAAAUAAGAAUAUUAAAAAAUAAUAAUUGUCCUUUCGGAAAAUCAUUGGAGAGAGAAAAAACAUUGGGUUUUAGGGAAAUUCGUCCUUUCCCGGGACAAUAUGAUCCAAAAAUGGAAAAAAUAAUUCAAGGCGCAGGAUGGAGUUGGAUAUUUAAGAGUAAACUUCCAAGGAUUAAAAGUCUCGUUAAAGAGUCUUACAACAGUUUUUGA
Molecule: messenger RNA, 1047 nt
Organism: Leptopilina heterotoma
Lineage: Eukaryota; Metazoa; Arthropoda; Insecta; Hymenoptera; Figitidae
Exons: 6
Coding region: 1-1047 (348 amino acids)
Source: RefSeq, a predicted model, not a curated record